GUGCUCCGGUGCAAACGUGUUUUGUUUCUGUUCCCGGCUGUUGCUGUUGCUUGGCAGUAUUUUUGUCAAGACGUUUCUUGCUAAACUGUUUGGACUUCAGAGACAAAGACCGGCUUUUGUGAACACAACACCACGAAGCGGGAAAAGUUGUUAAAACAAAUAUGCGCUUGAAGUGAUUUGCCCUUUUGAAUUUGAAUUUCUGUCGUAAUUAAAUGUUUUGGAUCCAUUCAUUCCAUCGGGUGGCUGCGUAACGAGGCCUGAAAAACAAUCGGGAAAUUUGAUACCCAGUCCGGUGGGUCGGAUUGCUGCGGCGCUUUUGUGACCUGUGGUAUUUCCACUUUUUUUACUUUUGUUUAUUGUUCGAUGAAUGAGACGCACUGGUACAAGAGUGUAUAACCAAACUAAGCGAAGAUCUGUGCUGUGAUUUCGUGCGAAGUGGUUUUGUGCAUGAAGUAACAACAAAGCGUGAAAUGUGAGAACGCAUUUCUGCGGAAUUAAACCGUCGGUGCGAGACAAUCAACUAAAUAAAGUCCCUCCGCAACAUUGGUGGAUGAAAUAAUGCUGUUCGGUGGUUUUUCUUUUGAAUUCAAACAUCAGAAGUGAAAUAAUCAAAGGAAUAGCGACGGCGAGCGUAAAUUUUCAUUCCGAAAUCGAAAAAAAAGAAGAAAUAAUCCUCUCCUGCGGUUCGUCGUGCUAAUUGAAGCUAACCACGAACUGUACAGAAAAAAAACAAAACCAACAGGAAGCAUCGGCCAUUCUAAUGCUUUCACCUCACUGGCCAGGCAAAUGGUGAAGUGCGGAUCGUCCACGUGAUUGAGUGGUUCUGAUUUUGCAGGAUCACGAACGAAUCGAAGGGUGAUUGAUACGAGCGGAAACUGACAUUCACAGCCACAGUAAAAGUAAAAAGCACAAUUCACGCAGGAUUCGUGCAAACAGUUUUAAUCCCUCGCAAAGUGGAUUACAGUCUUACAACAAAAUGGAACGUUUUGUUUGUUGCUGAUUCUGCCACGGCACUCUCGAAAAGGAAGAAGGUCAAAACACUCGAACCUUAUCACAGAUUCAAACCGCAUCCGCUCGUUUCAACAGGCGUUUUUUUUUCUUCUGAUUGUUGUACAUCUUGUUUCGAUCAACACUCGACUCGCCAUCAGCCGCUCAGCCGUGAAAAAAGAGUGUGUGCGUGUGUGCAUGCUUGUUGGGAUAAUCCAUCCAUCCGGAAAACCCAGAUGCGUGUCACUUUCCAGCCUACGGAAGCUGGUAGGACAAAUUUACCAUCGUCGCCUACCCCUUCCUGUAGGUUCUAUUGCGAGACGGGGAAAGUGGAGAGAAGAAUGUAGAAUGAAAAUUCCAAGCUCGAGGCACAAUUACACUGUCCACUGUUGCUGUCACCAUCCCGAGUCCGCCAAAACCUUCACCAAGUUGGUGAACGCAAUAUGCACGUCGGGACGCUGGGUGGGGGAGGCUCCAUCGGGGCCGGAAAAAUACUACUCUGCUGCGUACACAUUCUGUUUGUGCUGAUCAACGAUGCACUGGUGUGUGGCCUGCGCAAGGGUCGUCUCAUGGUUCCCGCGAGCUACGUAGCCCAAACGGACGAUCUGGAUAUUCAGCUGCAGAUGGACGCAACCGAACUGAUGGUGUACGGAGAACCACCUCCGACGGAUUUGAAGCUGCAAAUCUCUCUCGUUAAGGCAAUGGGCGGAACGAUGAUUUCACUGUUGGAUAUCAAACCGGACGUGAAUCACAACGUGACCCAGAUAAAGGUACCCUGCAGCUAUUUCCUGCACGGAGGGAUGUACGAACUUAGUGUGGAAAAUCCAGCUGGCACCAUGGGAAUGGAAUUCGAUGAGCGAUUGCGACAACAGUUGAACGUGAGUUGGCCUACGCCAACUGUCAGUAUAGUGCCUGGUACGAUCAGUACUUAUCCGGAGGAAGUUGUCCGGGGAACGUUGCAGUUCCCCGAUGUACGCUGUUCCAGUUCGGUCCCAGUCAAUGACGAAUCGGUGGAUGUGCCCGAAUUUUGGCUCGAACUGGUCUACUGCGGCCGUAACGAAGCGUGUCCGCUGGAAGCGGUCUCCAAACCUCAAAUACUGUUCUCGGAACAGGUUCGGGGUUUUCCUAGCUUAAGAGUGAUUAAUUUUCGCUGUGAUCUAUUCGGACUAGCCGGAUACUAUCUGUUACAUUUGCGUUCAUCUAACGAGGAUCCUACACUAACAAGGAUUCUGAGCGGAGCGAGAGCCCUUCUGAAGGCUGAUUGGAGUAAACAGUACGUUUUUACCGUUCAUACUAGAAGCAUAUUUCCCUGCGAUGUCCAUGGCUCUGGAAUUCGUGUUUUAUUCCAGUACCCAUCCUGUAUCCUCAAUCAGUCGGACCGCGUAAGGGUGUAUGCAAAGCUCCGGGCGGACGUAUUAUCGCUAGUGCCUCCCACCUCGUUGCACUACAUUUCCGAGCAACGGGUUAUGAAAGGGCAACAUGCUCUGUAUUUUGAGUGUGACCUAUUCUACGAGAAAUACAUCGAGUACUGCUUUGUCUACGUGAGUCAGGCAAUUUCCGGCGCCGUUGCUGAUAUACGGAUGGAUUGUGUGCCAACCCUUCCGGUUUCCCCUUCCGAUUCCGGUGGCUGGGGACCAUGGAGUAACUGGACACACUGCUCAACCACAUGCCGCGGUGGGGUACGGAAUCGAUACCGGUUCUGCGAUUCUCCGCCUCCUCGGUAUGGUGCAAAGUUUUGUGAGGGCUCAUCUGUGCAAACCGAACGUUGCGGAACACCGAGUUCGUUCGACUCGUGGGAAUGCAUGUUCAGCCCGGCACCUGGUGCAACCCUACCAGCACAGAUAGGCGACGUCAGCACAGAGAUCGGUCCGGCUUGUCGUUGUGGUUGUGUAAUUCACCUUGGAGUGGUGAAGCCAAGACGAAUUAUCGCAUCUUCUUCGGAAAGCUGCCCGGAACGAAGCCUAUGGUUGGUACAGGGAGACGAAGGACAUCGGAUACGAUUCACUAUGGAUUUCAGUAAGUUUCCUUGCGACCAGCAGUGGUUGAAGGUACGCGACGGCGAUAAGCUUUCCCACGACUUGAUUCUGGAGUACGCUUCAGGUCACAUUGAGUCAGGCAAGAGUGCAGAAUCUACCGGCCCACUGCUGUUGGUCGAGUUCUACACGAAGAAAAUGGAACACUAUGAUGAGAACUGCAUUGCCGGAUUCCUAGCCCAAGCUGAGCAAAUAAAAAUUCAAUAUCUACCGACAAACGUGUCAGUUUCUAUGGCUAGCCAGUUUAUCAUGCCUUUCGUUCAGUCCUUCAGCUACGUAAACCUGUCCGUGGUUCACAUCUGUGCAAUAGUAUUUAUAAGCUUCGUUAUCGUCAUCAGCUUCCUUUUGCUGGUUCAGUACGUAUUUCGCUAUCGGAAAUACGAACUGGCUACUAGCCGCAGUGGAGAGAUUGAUUCUCCAGCUCAUACACUUUUCGGAUCCGGAAACUCACUGAAUAACGCACAACAGCCUCGAUCCCGUGCAGUGUCUACAACCACGUUAAUAUCAGAAAUUGUCUCUUACGUUAAGCUUCGUCCCAGAAAUGGUUCCAUCAAGCAUCACCGUUUCAGAGAGAGUGUAGAAUACACCAUAGAAAACACCGAUAUUCCCUCCGAUGGAAGCUCUGAAGUUGUUGCGAAAGAGUCGGUCCCUGAAAAAGGAGAUGAGUUUCCGCUUCAGAAACUAAACAACCUAGACAAGCCGAAUGAAAGUGAGUGUAGCUCGCCAACAGAAAUCGUGGAACAAUUUUCGGAUGAUCAGUCAACCAAUGCCGGCUCGACUUAUUCUACAUUGAACCGAGAAGAUACCCCUUUGGUGACUCGAAAGAAAACACCCGAGCAUAGCAAUGAGACAAAAAGUGAAGGUGAUAGGUCUCCGAAUGAGAAGGUCUCGAUUCCAACCAGUACCAGUACAGUGACGCUAACCAACAUAAGCCCAUCGGAUCUAGAGUGUUCAUCGCCUGCUUCGAGCACGGCUAAUACCAUCAGCAACCGCACUCGUAAUCUGAAGGAAAGUAAAGAGAAGAAAAAUCUGCAGAAGUUACUCGCGGGAUCAGAUUUUUCACUUGGCCACCCUGAAGACAUGGAAAUGGAUUACUACGAUUAUAAUGUCACAAACGCCGGUGCUGCACCCGGAUCGUACCUCGGCAUGGAUCCUGCUUUUUUAGUAUGGAUUCCUCCACUCAACGAUGAAGACAUCACCGAGGAGAUGGACCUGGAACGGGUGAACAGUAACGAAGAAAUAUCUUCCGAACCGCGAAGUAGCAACACAACACCAAAUGAAGAAAUCGUUCGAAUAUUGCAGCAAAAACGCGAUGACUACUUGAUCGUCAAUAGCAUCUCGAAAAGUGACAUCUACACGGAAAGUGAACAAUCAUCGGAUAACCGUUCCGUUCGUGAACCGACGAUAGCUGGCAGACGGAAUUAUCUGCAGGAACUAGCAAUAAGUAACGCUCAGCGCAAAGUGAGCUCCCCUGCGGAAGAUUCUACCGAGGAGAAAGAAAAGGAGACAUCCUUUACGAAGUCACCGGUAGAUAAUAAGCAAAUCUCGGACUUUUACGAAAUGGCAGACAUCCAAUUUGCCGAUGAUGAAGAUUCAGCAGAAGAACUACGGGACGAGGGAAGGUCGCACACACGAAAGACAACCGUUGCGGAUGCAAAACUGACCAAAGUGUGAAAUGUACAAUAUUGGGCAUAUCUGUAGAAGAGAUCUUCAUAGAACGCUAGAUUUAGAAAUCAGAAUCCACAUUUAAAUGGGACCUCUUUCUAGUCAGGUAUUUUUUCUUCCCCCGGAUAGAAUAGAUGUUAUUGAAUAUUUACACAACGUAAUAAGGUAUAGGCAUGGUUGUAUACUCAAUCUGAUUAAUUUAUAUCUAUGGAAGAGAAUACAUUGGAUUCGAUCAUGAAAGUUGUACUGAUAAACGAACUGCAAUUAUAGUGGUCUAUACUUGUUGUGAAUAUUAAUGCAAUCAUAAAAAAAAUUAUCACUAUAGCGAGCCGCGUUGCCAGAUUUGUCUGGCAAAUGCCAGAUUUUUCUCGUUUCGCCGGACACUCAAACUAACCAGAUCUUUUGCUAGAUUUUCCAAAUUUUCCCAGAUUUUCCUAGAUUUUGUCAGAUCUCGCUUGAUCUUUACGGUUUUGGCCUCUAUACGAUAGGUGAGGAGACCUUUUUUUCUUUUUUUUUUUUGCUCACUGAAAAUGAAGUCUCUCAAAAAUUUCCUUGUAUAUAGUAGACCCAGACAAAUCCAGAUAAAUUUUUGAGUUUUGACAGAUUUUUGAAAAAAUAACCUGGCAACUCUGAUAGCGAGGAAAAGGUGUAUAACUUUUGACACAAUGUAAAAUGAAUUGGUGAUCACAUUUUUCUGUGUUCGAGUGCGGUUGUCACUCAAUUUAAAAAAGAAAAGAAAAAGCGAGGAAGAAAAAAGUAGACAUUUGUCGUUGCUGAAUCCGUCGAUUCGCGUCCAGUUACGAUUACUGGCACAAGGUUUGAUUUAUUUUUAUUAUGAUACAAAUACUUGAACAUUUAUAAGUUAGGACUACAAAAAUACUCGAAAACAUACUCCCAAUCCCAUUUCUCACCAGUGGGUGCUCUCGGUGUCACUGAUAGCGUACUAUUGCAGUAGGGUCCCUAGAUGUGUACGCUUAAUUUUACAAUUUAGCUACAAAUUUUACUGAACGAAGUUCUCUAAAAAGUAUGAAAAAAAAAACACCUGAACUGUUCCUGACAAAUUGUGUUGGAAGAUAUGCCUUACUUUCUAUUACUCUAUUUUACAUACUUGGUAAGUUCAGUAUGUUUGCUCUAUACAGCAGAAAUUAUUCUCAAACGCUACCGAAAAUUGUAUACUAUGCAGAGAACGAUAGUAUUGUUUUCUAUAAAAUACGUUUUCUUUGCAAAUCUCCAAUAAAUCAGAUAUUGGAAAUCUAACGCCCGUUAAGCGUGUACACAGUUUUAUCCCUGUGUCGUUCUCUGUAUCUUGUGUUUCUCCAAUUGCAUCCUCGUCGUACAACUGCUUUCAACUAUCGAUAACUGAGCGUUCGUGGUAUCGAUGACGAGUUUCGCCUUCCGCGGUAGGUAGCUAUAUCGUAAGUCGUGUGGGCAGUGUACGUUGAUGAUGCUGUAAUUGAAGAAAACGACUAUUAAUCUACAAUACACACAAUUCUAUCGGUUUCCAUCCGAUCACGUGUUAGCGCAUUAUAUCCAGCGUACCGCUUGUGACCAUAUUCUCCACAACCAUAAUACUUUUCCGCAAAUUUUGUUUUCUGUUUACGAAAACCUUUUUUAUGAUUUCCUCAUCGCCAAUACAGUUCCACCAGAUCGAUUUGAGACCGUGUUUAGGGAAACUUAUUUGUUUGGUCACUAAAUCAUUGAUGGAGGGUGCAAAUUUUUUAAGGUACACCACUGUUUCUUUGUAAACGUUGCCUCCGGGAACUGCCACAUCGCUUUGGUAUGGUAGUUUUAUCCCGCACAUAUUUCAAGCGACUAACCGCAAUGAACGAUACCAGCAAAGCCUUUGCUUUUUCGUCGAGUUCUUUAGGCGCUUUCAUCGUCGCUUCAGCGGCCGUUUCUGCAUGUGUUUCCGGAAUUUUCCGUAAUCGAUGACUUAACUUAAAUCGUUAAGCGCUACUUGCGAGGCAUGUUUUUAUAUUGUGCCGAAGCGCAAUAUUUUUCCUGACGUCCUGAAGGAAACGUCAUGUUCCUUCAAUUUGGAAUUCAGCAGAUAGGAUGAAUAAAUACCAAUUUUUAAAAUACAAAACAUAGAUGACGCACACGUUUUGGAUAAGUACAAUGAUCGAUUUCAACAUAAAUCGAAUAUCGAAUAGGCUGACGGAGGUAUUGUGGCCACUCAAUGUGACUGAUCAAAUCAAAGAUUAGUGACAAAACUUUUUUUGGGAACUCUAGUUAACUCGCACAAGCUCCGCCUCUUACGCUUUUAAGGUUACACAACAGUUAUAAUGCAGGUUCCUAAGGCUUCAACUUGUUCCAUGAAUUUGUAGGCUUGGUAGGUCAUCAUCGAGAAUGGGACGAAUAGUUUCGUUUUCAGGCCACAACUGCAAAUCGUUUACCAAAUCAUGGCCUUAUGCGCGAACUUAUCGGCAAACACGAACUUCAAUCUCCCCGACACGCGUUCUCCGCGGUAUUUCUGAACGCGAUCGACUACUUUGGUCAAACUUGAACCAGUUGUUCUCUAGAGAAAAGUAAAUAAACUAAUUUCAAAGAUUUUCGAUUCCCAAUACUAGUACCAGCGGCGCUCGAUGAGUGUACUAAUUUACUUUUAGUCCGUCUUUAAGGGAAAAUUUAAAAUCUUUAGAAAACGACCAUUGUUGCGAAACGCAGUUUUCUUCGCUGCCGCUUAGUGAAAAUUCCAAAGGGAAAUAUCAGUUUGUUUGGUACAUUUUUCUAAACAAACUGGAGUUUUGUUCUUGAAAAUUUAUCAAGUCGUAACGGAGGAAACUGCUUUUGCGUUAUUCAAUAAUGGUUGUUUUCCUGAGAUGGUAAGUAGAACCUUAACGCUGAACAAACCCGCAUUUUUAUGGUCAGGAGUUUUAUAGCUCUUCUAGAUGGCUUUUCAUCACUGUGCUCGACAAAGUUAAUUGGAAAUAUUUUAAAUUCUCACAUCUCUGGUGAAAGUAGUGGAACCGAGCAGUAAUCCAUUACGGCGAAAUUUAAAACAGUUCUGAUGGUUAAGCUCGUCUGGUUUUGUAGGAUGUCUAACGCUCGUAUCCGUACUGUAUGUUAAAGUAUUGUACUGUAUUUUCGACAUAAAUACAGUGCACUGUUUUUUACCCUCAAACAGAGAUGGCAUAUCACUAGAGUGAUACACCAGGGCGUAGGUUUCAAUUAUACACUGCGGAUACAUUUGCUCCGCUCCACACAAAGAGGAAAGCGCACUUCUUCUCAGUGUCCAGACAGACAGACUUUGAGUACGUGCUUGUGUGUUUUUUUAAAUAACUAUUUAUUGGAAUAUGAGUUAAAAUUAAAUUAUUAAGAUUUAAAUUGGGUGUUCAGUCA
Messenger RNA from Malaya genurostris, 8027 nucleotides. RefSeq lists its product as uncharacterized. The transcript has 8 exons. The record is from RefSeq and is a predicted model, not a curated record. Bases 1431 to 4694 code for a protein of 1087 amino acids. Lineage: Eukaryota; Metazoa; Arthropoda; Insecta; Diptera; Culicidae. Gene Ontology annotation, cellular component: cell periphery.